Messenger RNA from Microplitis mediator, 1061 nucleotides. Its product is annotated as valacyclovir hydrolase-like. The coding region runs from base 1 to 798 and encodes 265 amino acids. NCBI's taxonomy places the organism in Eukaryota, Metazoa, Arthropoda, Insecta, Hymenoptera, Braconidae. The record is from RefSeq and is a predicted model, not a curated record. The transcript has 5 exons.
AUGUUGACAGUAGAUAGGCUCUGUCCCCUUCACGUUCGAGAUAAAAUCAAUAUCAAAGGUAUUAAUAUUAAUUACCUUAAAACUGGUACUGGAAAACAAGCAGUGUUUUUUUCACCAGGUGCAUUAGGAAGUAUAUGGACAGACUUUAAGCCACAAAUUGAAAGCUUAGACAAAACCAAAUUUACAAUCGUUGCGUGGGAUCCACCAGGUUAUGGAAAAUCUCGUCCACCGGAUAGAGAUUUCUCAGGGGAUUUUGGUCAACGAGAUGCUGACUAUGCUUAUGAAUUAAUGAAUACCUUAGGUUUUUCUAAAUUUUCUCUCGUUUCUUGGAGUAUCGGUGGCAUAUAUUCUAUGAUAAUUGCUGCUAAAUACCCUCAGUGUGUUAAUAAACUUAUUUUAAUAAGUUGUCCCAUACAAGCAUCUUUUCAAGCUAUAGAAGCUCACAAAGCUUUGAAAAAUCUAAGUACAUGGCCUGAAGAAAGGAAAGCACCCUUGCUAGCAAUGUACGGUGAAGAGUAUCUCAGUAAAAUAUGGAAUUCAUGGGUAGAUACUUUGGUUUAUUUUUAUGAAAAUAAAAAUGAUACUAUUCUUAAAGAAGUUGUUCCAAAAGUAAAAUGUCCUACAUUAAUUCUACAUGGUAAUAACGAUAACUUUGCCCAUCCAAGAAAUGCUUUCAUCCUAAAUAAUAGUAUUCGCAAUUCAAGAGUAAAGAUGAUUGUCGGAGGACAUAAUGCUCAUCUUAAAUAUUCCGACGAGUACAAUAAACUAAUAACAGAAUUUUUAUUAGAAGAAAAUUAAAACGUUAUUCUAAAAAAAACGAUAUCUAUUCUUUUUUGCACAACUCAAUUGCAAAGCAAUGAGACGUGUUUUGCUAACGCUUACUCGGUCAUGGCUGAUUCACUCACAUAAAAAUCAUAUCUACUCUUAUUUUAAUAUAAUCAAGUAAAAAAAAAUUCGUAUUAUUUGAAAGAUAAUUUAUUAAUGAAUACAACGAACACAAUUUUAAUUUACUUUUGUUAAAAAUAAUAAUUGAAAAAAACAAAAAAAAACCUGUGAUGUCC